Messenger RNA from Didymodactylos carnosus, 555 nucleotides. The record is from the annotation of a GenBank genome assembly. NCBI's taxonomy places the organism in Eukaryota, Metazoa, Rotifera, Eurotatoria, Philodinida, Philodinidae.
AUGACUCGAUUAUUCCUCUAUGCCAUUUUCUUAUUACUACUCAAUGUAUUCGUCGUCACAUCGAUCGCCAAAUUUCGUGCAAAUCACCAGAAGUGUGCUGCUACAAUUUUCGAUUUGAACGAACUUGUGCAGAGUAAAAAUACGUUUAAUCUUCUCAAUCAACAUCUUAAUUUAACACUAUAUCAAAAAAAUUUAUUACCGAAAAACGUUCAAGGACAACGACGACCUUCCUCUUCGGUGAGUGGCGGUGAUGUUGGUGGUAGUGGCAAAGUACAAUAUUCAUGUACAGAAGAAUGGAUGAAACUAACAAGACCAUUUUUUGGCUCAUUAACAUUGGCACAAGAAAAAGCGCUGAAAACAUUUGUGGCAGAACGGGAAAAUAGCUGUACAAUGUGUAAACGACGACCAAAAAGAUCGGUGGGAUCUUUACUGGAUAAAAUGAAGGCUGGAUUCAAUGGUGCGGCAAUGACGGUAACGUGGUACGCAAUCUUCUGUUGCCUUGCACCUUUCGGCCUCAUUAGCGAGUUAAUCACAAAAUUAGAAAAGAAGGGGUGA